Micropterus salmoides (largemouth bass) is the source of this 1442-nucleotide messenger RNA. RefSeq names its product caspase-6-like. Gene Ontology annotation, biological process: proteolysis; apoptotic process. Bases 249 to 1157 code for a protein of 302 amino acids. Gene Ontology annotation, cellular component: cytoplasm. The record is from RefSeq and is a predicted model, not a curated record. The transcript has 7 exons. NCBI's taxonomy places the organism in Eukaryota, Metazoa, Chordata, Actinopteri, Centrarchiformes, Centrarchidae.
UUAAUGAAAAGUAGGGAGAAGUUGUAGAAUACUGUGUUUGGCAUUUUAAACAUUAGAAAAAUAAAUGCAAUGAUUUUAAAUGUCCAAAGUUAAAGUCUGUAUCACCUGUGACGCUGUUUACUUUCGUUUAUGUUCUUACACAAGUGCUGUCACGCCUUUACUGUAAGUCUUCUUUCUCUUGCGUUAGUCACCAAGUUAUCAUAAGCUAACAUGUGAGGCAGGUUUUUAUUAUCAUUAAACCAUUCUUAAUGUCAGGACUUUGUCUCUUUGUCUUACCUUUCCCAGGAAGAGGUGCUAAAAACAGCAGAACAGCAACAGACCGGACUGCAUGCACGGAGAACCUGACAGACAAUUAUGCCAGUUCUUUACCUUUGGAUCCUGCAGAGGAGUACAAAAUGGACAACAAACGACGAGGCCUUGCACUUAUCUUUAAUCAGGAGAGCUUCUCCUGGCGCACACAGUUGAAGGACAGACGUGGAACCAAUGCUGACCGGGAUAACUUGGAGAAAAGAUUGAAUAAGCUAAAUUUUGAAGUGAAGACUUACAAUGACUACAAACAGGAGAAAGUCUUCGAUAAAAUUAGGCAAGCCGCAGAGGCGGACCAUUCAGACUCAGACUGCUUUUUGCUCGUCUUCCUGAGCCACGGCGAGAAUGAUCACGUCUACACCUACGAUGGCAAGAUCAGCAUUCAGGAUAUCACAUCCCUGUUCAAAGGAAACAAGUGUAGGAGCCUUGUGGGAAAGCCAAAGAUCUUCAUAUUACAGGCAUGCCGUGGAGACAAGCAUGAUGACCCAGUGACUGCCUGUGUAGCCGGGGGCGGUGGGUUGGUGACUGAGGAGAAUGAGGUGGUGGUGGACGCCAGCGCUGUACACACCCUCCCUGCUGGGGCUGAUUUCAUCAUGUGCUACUCUGUGGCUGAAGGUUACUUUUCUCACCGUGACCCCAUCAACGGCUCCUGGUAUGUCCAGGAUCUGUGCGAGCUGCUUAAAAAGCAUGGGGACUCUCUUGAAUUCACAGAAUUACUCACGCUGGUCAACAGGAAAGUGUCGAUGAGGAGUGUUGGGAACAGUAGGGACCGUAAUGCCAUUGGGAAGAAGCAAGUACCUUGCUUUGCUUCAAUGCUCACUAAGAAGCUCUACUUCCGUCCAACAAAGUAACAGUUUCAGACCUUCAGGUCAUUUGUUCCCCAAAGAGUGAUUGUGUUUUAUUAAAUGUGCAUUCUUUUUUUGGCAAAAAGUGUAUUCACAUGAUGUCCUUAUUUCACCUUUACCCUGGAAUUGUUUGGAAAUGUCAGUCCUAUGUCCUCAGGGUUAUUAUUUGUUUAUUUCAGCUGUCCUAGUGUUUGUAGUUUUCUCAAAAAUAUAAUUGGCACCGGAGUUUCAGAAAUUCUAUCUUUAACUUUUGCUGUUUUAAGUAGCUUUAAGUAAAAAUAAUUAAAGGUG